Messenger RNA from Hyla sarda, 10346 nucleotides. It is a transcript of the gene CHD7, whose product is annotated as chromodomain helicase DNA binding protein 7. Gene Ontology annotation, molecular function: ATP binding; ATP-dependent chromatin remodeler activity; protein binding. Lineage: Eukaryota; Metazoa; Chordata; Amphibia; Anura; Hylidae. The transcript has 38 exons. The record is from RefSeq and is a predicted model, not a curated record. The coding region runs from base 559 to 9534 and encodes 2991 amino acids.
AGCUGGUGCCCGGAGUGGAGAGAGGAUCCCGAGCAGUAAGUGUCCGGCGGGGCCGCGGGUUCGCCUCCUCCGUACGGACGCGCUCGUUACCACUAUCGGAUUAAAAGAAGGAAGAGAGCGAGAGAAGAAAAAAAACUUGAGGCGAAAUUAAAACACAAAAAAGGCAAAAAUAAAAUAAAAAAGGAAGAAGAGAAAAGAAGAAGAAGGAGUCGGGAGCUCGGGACGGGAAUACGGAUAAAAGGUGGAGUGUGGGAAAGAAAGCGUAAACUCCAGGCACACACUGAGCUUCCCCCUCCUCCCUCAGCCUGGACAGGAGGAAAGGGGGGGGGGAGACACAGAUAACAGAGUGUCCCUGCACUCCCGAUCAGACAAUAGGGCUCCGGGUGCCGCACUCUGCCGGGAACAGGCACCGGUCUGCCUCACACUGCAUGGUCCGAAAGAAUUAAGACAAUAUGGAAUGACAUGAGAGAUUAACGAAGGAUUACUGGCUCUGAGGACAAACACCUCUGUUGGGAGGUGAAGCACAAUCUCACGCUCGUGGCUCCAAAGAGAAUCAAAAUGGCGGAUCCCGGCAUGAUGAGUUUAUUUGGGGAAGAUGGGAAUAUGUUCAGCGAAGGGUUGGAGGGCCUGGGUGAAUGUGGAUAUCCUGAGAACUCUGUCAACUCCAUGACUCCGCAGAUGCCAAUGGAUCAGGGUUUUGGUUCUUUGCAGUCUCCACUCCACCACAAUCCCAACAGUCAAAACCAAGCAAAGUUGACCCACUUUGAUCACUAUAACCAGUAUGAGCCACAGAAAAUUCACAUGAUGGACCAGCCUAACAGAAUGAUGGUUAACACUCCUGGGAAUGGGAUUGCCUCUCCACAUUCGCAGUAUCACAACACAUCUGUUUCUCAGGUCCCCCAUGGUGGUGGCCAAAUGGGAGUUUAUACUGGAAUGCAGAAUGAAAGGCACGGGCCGUCAUUUGUAGACAGUGGUUCUAUGUGGGGACCAAGGGCAGUGCAGGUGCCUGACCAGAUAAGGCCACCUUACCAGCAGCCGCAGUCACAGCAGCAGCCCCCCACACCUUCCGGACCUCAGGGUCCUCCUCACCCGCAACAUGUUCAACAAAUGGGAAACUACAUGGUUCGAGGAGAUUUCUCAAUGCAACAGCACGGUCCACUGCAGUCGCAGAGGAUGAACCAGUUCACGCAAGGACAAGAUGGUCUUAAUCAAGGAAAUCCCUUCAUUGGGACUGCAGGACCUGGUCAUAUGUCUCAUGUACCACAACAAAAUCCCAACAUGGGGCCCUCACUGCGUCACCCGGUCCAGCAAUUUCACCACCACCCCCCCACUACUCUCCAUGGAGAAUCUGUUGCUCACAGUCCUAGAUUUUCUCCUAAUACUCCUCAGCAGGGUGCAGUUAGGCCACAGUCCCUUAAUUUUAAUUCUAGAAACCAGACUGUACCUUCACCUACGCUAAACAACUCAGGGCAGUAUUCCCGCUAUCCUUAUAGUAACCUUAAUCAGGGAUUAGUUAAUAAUACAGGGAUGAAUCAGAAUUUAGGCCUUACAAACAACACUCCAAUGACUCCGUCUGUACCUAGAUACCCAAACGCUGUGGGGUUUCCAUCAAACAAUAGUCAAGGACUGAUGCACCAGCAACCCAUUCAUCCUAGCGGCUCACUUAACCAAAUGAACACACAAACUAUGCAUCCUUCACAGCCUCAGGGAACCUAUGCUUCUCCACCUCCCAUGUCACCCUUGAAAGCAAUGAGCAAUCCAGCAGGCACCCCUCCGCCACAAGUUCGGCCUGGCAGCGCAGGGAUACCUAUGGAUGUUGGAAGUUACCCAAAUAUGCCCCAUCCGCCAAGUCACCAGCCCCCUGGCGGCAUGGGUAUGGGACAAAGGAACAUGGGUCCCAGGAACAUGCCGCAGGGUCAGACAUUCAUAGGUAUGUCCUCAACACCAAGGGAGAUGGGUGGGCAUAUGAGACCAAAUGGCUGUCCUGGAGUUAGCCAUGCAGAUCCACAGGCAAUACAAGAACGGAUGAUGUCUGGACAGCAGCAUCCCGCUCAUCAAUCUUUUCAGCAGCAAAUGGCAAACUGUCAGCCUCAUCCAGCUAUGCACCAUCAGUCUUCACCGCCGUCACAUUCUCAUCACCAACCAUGGACUUCGCUUCAUCAGUCACCUCAGAGUACCCCCCAGAAAGUGCCUGUCCAUCAGCAUUCCCCAUCGGAACCUUUUCUUGAUAAUUCUGUACCGGAUAUGACUCGAAUUGGUGGCCCCAAUGCUCCUUUAAUGACCACAGAAGACUUUUUGCCAUCAAUGCAGUCUCAGCCUCAACAGAAGAAAAGGAAGAAAAAAAACAACCACAUUACUGCGGAUGCUAGCCAAGGUUUUGGUCAGGAAGGUUUCCUAGGAGACAACCUAGACUUCUCAAUUGAGGGAGCACCAGAUGGCAAGAAAAAGAAAAAGCCGAAGGUUAAAAAAGAACCCAAGGAGCCAAAAGAGCCCAAAGCAAAGAAAGAGCCCAAGGAACCUAAGGCUCCUAAACAGCCCAAACCUCCCAAAGAGCCAAAAGAGAAAAAGGUGAAGUCAACCACACCAAAAGCAAAGACCAGCAAGAAAGCAAGUAAUAAGUCUGAUGCUGAGGGAAGUGCACAAAAGAAAAAAGCUGUUAAGGCGAAGCCUGAAGGUGCGGAAGCCUCCGAUUUGGACAAAACUACUGUUUCUACUACUGCUACUGCUACUACUACUCCUCCUACUACUACUACUACUACUUCCCCACCACCAGAAGAAGAGGAUGACUCUGGCAUACAGAAAAGACGCUCCAGCAGGCAGGUAAAGAGGAAACGUUACACAGAAGAUCUGGAGUUCAAGAUUUCAGACGAUGAGCCGGAUGAUCUCGAUCCUACCGGGAGAUAUUCCCCAUCAAAUACAUCACAAUCUGAGCAGCAGGAGUCUUUAGAUGCCGAAGGACCUGUUGUGGAGAAAAUAAUGAGCAGUCGUGUAGCAAAGAAACAGCUGGAGUCUGGGGAAGAAGUAGAAGUUGAAGAAUUUUAUGUGAAGUAUAAGAACUUUUCAUAUUUGCACUGCCAAUGGGCCACCUUGGAGGAGCUUGAGAAAGACAAGAGGAUUCAGCAGAAAAUCAAGCGUUUUCGCGCCAAGCAAGGCCAGAACAAGUUUCUCUCUGAGAUUGAAGAUGAUCUGUUUAAUCCUGACUAUGUGGAAGUCGAUCGGAUACUUGACAUCUCCAACAGCACAGAUGAGAAGGGAGAGCCAAUGACUCACUACUUGGUGAAGUGGUGUUCCCUUCCAUAUGAGGACAGUACAUGGGAACUGAAGCAGGACUUGGAUCCAGCAAAGAUUGAAGAAUAUGAGAAACUCCAGAGCAGGGAGCCAGAAACAGAACGCGUGGAGCGACCUCCUGCCGACGAGUGGAAGAAAUCGGAGAGUUCCAGGGAGUAUAAAAACAAUAACAGUCUCAGGGAAUACCAGUUGGAGGGAGUGAACUGGCUGCUGUUCAAUUGGUACAACACACGUAACUGCAUCUUAGCUGAUGAAAUGGGCUUGGGUAAAACCAUCCAGUCGAUCACUUUCCUGUACGAGAUCUACUUAAAGGGUAUACACGGCCCAUUCUUGGUCAUUGCUCCUCUUUCUACCAUCCCAAAUUGGGAGAGAGAAUUUCGCACAUGGACAGAGCUGAAUGUGGUAGUUUAUCAUGGAAGUCAAGCAAGCAGGAAAACCAUACAAGUUUAUGAAAUGUACUUUAAAGAUGCACAGGGACGAGCAAUAAAGAAUGCCUACCGGUUCCAUGCCAUCAUUACAACAUUUGAGAUGAUUCUGACAGACUGCCCCGAGCUCAGAAACAUUCACUGGCGUUGUGUAGUUAUCGAUGAGGCUCACCGGCUGAAGAAUAGGAACUGCAAGCUUUUGGAAGGGCUAAAGAUGAUGGAUCUGGAACACAAAGUGCUGCUAACAGGGACCCCUUUGCAAAACACUGUGGAGGAGCUUUUCAGCCUGCUGAAUUUCCUAGAACCCGAACGCUUCCCUUCAGAGAGCAACUUCAUGCAAGAGUUUGGUGAUCUGAAAACUGAAGAACAGGUACAAAAACUUCAAGGUAUCUUGAAACCCAUGAUGUUAAGACGUCUCAAAGAAGAUGUUGAAAAGAACUUGGCCCCUAAGGAAGAAACAAUUAUAGAAGUAGAGCUGACAAACAUCCAGAAGAAAUAUUACAGAGCAAUUCUGGAGAAAAACUUUACCUUCCUCUCCAAAGGAGGGGGUGGUGGACAUGCAAAUGUUCCCAAUCUGCUAAACACUAUGAUGGAGCUGAGAAAAUGCUGCAACCAUCCCUACCUUAUUAAUGGUGCUGAAGAGAAAAUUUUGGAAGAGUUUAGAGACGCGCACAGUGGUGACCUUCCAGAUUUUCCGCUCCAGGCUAUGAUCCAGGCCGCUGGCAAACUAGUUCUGAUUGACAAGCUGCUGCCAAAACUGAAGGCUGGUGGCCACAGGGUGCUCAUCUUCUCCCAGAUGGUGCGUUGCUUGGACAUUCUGGAAGACUACCUCAUCCAACGCAGAUACCCAUAUGAGAGAAUUGAUGGCAGAGUGAGAGGCAACCUGCGUCAGGCUGCUAUUGACAGAUUCUCCAAGCCUGAUUCUGAUAGGUUUGUGUUCCUGCUGUGUACAAGGGCAGGAGGUCUGGGCAUUAAUUUAACUGCUGCUGAUACUUGCAUUAUCUUUGAUUCUGACUGGAACCCCCAGAAUGACCUUCAGGCACAAGCACGGUGCCACCGUAUUGGGCAAAGUAAAUCAGUGAAAAUUUAUCGACUGAUCACAAGAAAUUCCUAUGAGCGGGAAAUGUUUGAUAAGGCCAGUCUCAAACUUGGCUUGGAUAAGGCCGUAUUGCAGUCAAUGAGUGGACGGGAGAAUGCAACGAAUGGGGUACAACAGCUUUCUAAGAAGGAAAUAGAAGACCUACUGCGGAAGGGGGCAUAUGGUGCUCUGAUGGAUGAAGAAGACGAAGGCUCCAAGUUCUGUGAAGAGGAUAUUGAUCAAAUUCUUUCCAGAAGAACUCACACCAUCACUAUAGAGUCUGAAGGAAAGGGCUCAACCUUUGCCAAGGCCAGUUUUGUUGCUUCUGGAAACAGGACAGAUAUAUCUUUGGACGAUCCUAAUUUCUGGCAGAAAUGGGCAAAGAAAGCGGAGCUGGAUCUUGAUGUAUUAAAUGGAAGGAACACUCUGGUAAUUGAUACCCCACGUGUAAGAAAACAAACCAGGCUUUACAGCGCCGUAAAAGAAGAUGAACUCAUGGAAUUUUCUGACUUGGAAAGUGAUUCUGAGGACAAGCCCAACAUCAAACCACGUAGGCCUCAGGAAAAGUCUCAGGGCUAUGCAAGAAGCGAAUGCUUCAGAGUUGAGAAAAAUCUACUGGUUUAUGGGUGGGGUCGCUGGAUGGAUAUUCUUUCCCACGGCCGUUUCAAGCGCCAGCUCUCUGAACACGAUGUGGAAACCAUCUGCCGUACUAUUCUGGUCUACUGUCUGAACCAUUACAGAGGGGACGAGAACAUUAAGAGUUUCAUCUGGGACCUCAUUACACCAACAGAGGAUGGCCAGACACGUGCUCUAGUGAACCACUCUGGUCUCUCUGCCCCAGUACCCAGAGGACGGAAAGGAAAGAAGGUGAAAAGCCAAAAUGCUCAGCCCGUGCUCAAACAUGCGGACUGGCUCCACAGCUGUAACCCCGAUGCCUUGUUUCAGGAGGAUAGCUACAAAAAGCAUCUUAAGCAUCACUGUAACAAGGUCCUGCUGCGUGUCCGCAUGCUGUACUAUCUCAGGCAAGAAGUGAUAGGGGACCAAGCUGACAAAAUCUUAGAGGGUGCUGACUCAAGUGAGGUUGAUGUUUGGAUCCCGGAGCCGUUCCAUGCAGAAGUUCCCACUGACUGGUGGGACAAUGAAGCCGAUAAGUCCCUUUUAAUAGGCGUCUUCAAGCAUGGGUACGAGAAGUACAAUUCUAUGCGGGCCGACCCAACUUUGUGCUUCCUGGAGAGAGUUGGUAUGCCUGAUGCUAAAGCGAUUGCGGCAGAGCAGAGGGGGACAGAUAUGCUUGCAGAUGGUGGAGACGGAGGAGACUUUGACCGAGAGGAUGAAGAUCCAGAAUACAAACCCGCGAGGCUUGCGUUUAAAGAUGACAUUGAUGAGUUUGCCAACUCUCCCCUGGAGGACAAAGAAGAAUCAAUGGAUGUGGACUCACAAGAAAAAGGAGACGAAGGCAGUGCAGAGGGCAAACUAUAUUGGCCCAAUACCUCAGCGCUCACUACCCGCCUACGGCGCCUCAUAACUGCCUAUCAACGUAGCUAUAAGCGGCAACAAAUGAGACAAGAAGCACAAAUGAAGACCGAUCGUAGAAGACGACGGCCUCGGGAAGAAGUAAGAGCCCUGGAAGCAGAAAGGGAAGCAAUUAUCACCGAGCGAAGGCAAAAGUGGACAAGACGUGAGGAGGCUGACUUCUACAGAGUAGUUUCUACAUUUGGAGUAAUUGUUGACCCAGCUAAACAAAAGUUUGAGUGGAACCAGUUUAGAGCUUUUGCCCGUCUUGAUAAGAAAUCUGAUGAGAGUUUGGAGAAGUAUUUCAGCUGCUUUGUUGCAAUGUGCAGAAGAGUGUGCCGUAUGUCAAACAAGCCUGAGGAUGAAUUGUGUGAUCUCUCAAUGAUUGAACCUAUAACUGAGGAGCGUGCCUCUAGAACACUUUACCGUAUUGAACUUCUGCGCAAGAUAAGGGAACAAGUACUUAAUCACCCCCAGCUGAAUGAACGGCUUAAAUUAUGCCAGCCAAACCUCGACUUACCGGAAUGGUGGGAUUGUGGGAAGCAUGACAGAGACUUACUGGUUGGUGCUGCAAAGCAUGGGGUCAGUAGGACAGACUAUCAUAUCCUUAAUGAUCCUGAGUUAUCUUUUCUGGAGGCACACAGGAAUUUUGCUCAAAACAGAGGAGGUGCACAUCCAAAUAUGUCCAUGCUUUUACCACCUGGCUCUAGUUAUAGUGAUACACCACCCAUAAUGCCCUCCACUCCAGUGCCAGAUGAAAAAGCUGCAGAGCAGGAGGAAGUAAAGUCUGAGAAGACUGAAGAUGUGGAAAUAAAAGGAGAAGCAGAAGUUAAAGAGGAGGAGGAAGCAGAACCUGGUGAGAAGCCUGUAAAACAGGAGAGCGACCCUGAACCUGCCCCUGUGAAACAUGAAAUUAAAGAUGCAGAGAUGACACCAGAUGUGGACCCAAAAUCCAAUUCGGAAAAGGGCUCUGAAGAAGAUGAAGAAAAAUUGGAUGAGGAUGACUACAAAUCUGAGGAGUCCUCUCAAGCAGAAGCUGGAAUAACCUCUCAAGAUAAGAACUUUGAUGAAGAAAGCAACGCUUCCCUCAGUACAGCUAGGGACGAAACCCGCGAUGCUUUCUACUUGGAAGACUGUGAGCAGUCUGGACUUCAUAUGCUUCGCGAGAGGACAUUCUCCUUCUCUUUCUGGCCCAAGGAUCGUGUGAUGAUCAAUCGAUUAGACAACAUCUGUGAGACUGUACUGAAAGGAAAGUGGCCAGUAAAUAGACGCCAGAUGUUUGAGUUCCCGGGGCUCAUCCCUGGGUACACACCAACUGCUGUGGACAGCCCGCUGCAGAAGAGAAGCUUCGCUGAGCUCUCCAUGGUGGCCCAGGGCAACUUCAGUGGAAGUGAAGAUAUCAGUGCUUCUACACAACUGUCUCAGGAUGCUUCAUUGAGCCUGUCUGUACCGCGUCAGCGCAGACGGAGAAGAAGGAAAGUUGAGGUUGAAGCAGAAAGGGCUGCCAAGAGGCGAAAUCUUAUGGAGAUGGUGGCUCAGCUGCGUGGAUCUCAAGUGGGGGCAGAAAAUGGACAAGAAUCUGUUGUGGAUUUAUCAAAUGCCUCGAGGGAGGCGACAAGUUCUACCUCAAAUUUUGCAUCUCUUACUCCUAAGUUUAUCUUGCCUAAUUCCUCCACCCCUGUCUCGGAUGCCUUCAAAAGUCAAAUGGAGCGACUGCAGGCAGGUCUUUCUUGCACACCGACCAGGCAUCUUCUCAAUGGUUCUUUAAUAGAUGGAGAGCCUCCAAUGAAGAGGAGAAGAGGACGGAGGAAAAAUGUGGAAGGUCUUGAUCUUUUGUUUAUGAGCAACAAGCGAAGUUCAUUAUCUGUGGAGGAUACUGAUGUGACCAAAGCAUACGAGGAAGAUAUUGAAACGCCACCAGCCAGAAACAUUCCAUCUCCCGGGCAGCUUGAGCCAGAUACCCGGAUCCCUGUUAUUAACUUGGAGGAUGGGACCAGACUAGUGGGGGAAGAUGCGCCCAAAAAUAAAGAUUUGGUUGAUUGGUUGAAAUUACAUCCUACGUACACUGUUGAUAUGCCAAGUUAUGUACCAAAGAGCACAGAUAUGUUGUUCUCCCCUUUUCAAAAGCCGAAGCAGAAGCGUCAUAGAUGUCGAAACCCCAAUAAACUGGAUAUUAAUACUUUAACGGGAGAUGAACGAGUGCCUGUAGUCAAUAAGCGAAAUGGAAAGAAGAUGGGUGGUGCAAUGGCCCCUCCUAUGCGGGAUCUUCCUCGCUGGUUAGAAGAGAACCCAGAGUUUGCUGUAGCUCCAGACUGGACGGACAUUGUUAAGCAGUCUGGUUUUGUACCAGAGUCAAUGUUUGACCGACUUCUGACUGGACCUGUUAUAAGGGAAGAGGGUGCUAGCCGAAGAGGGAGAAGGCCAAAAAGUGAAAUUGCCAAAGCAGCUGCAGCAGCCGCUGCUGCUGCUGCUGCAGCCUCAACGUCUGGAAUAAACCCGUUGCUGAUGAAUAGUCUGUUUGCUGGAAUGGAUCUCGCCAGUCUUCAGAAUCUUCAAAAUCUGCAGUCUCUCCAGCUUGCUGGUCUUAUGGGGUUCCCUUCAGGUCUCACGACAGCUGCUGCAGCUGGAGGCGAUUCUAAAAACCCUACUGCAAUGCUGCCUCUAAUGCUGCCAGGCAUGGCAGGGCUACCUAACAUGUUUGGGCUUGGUGGACUUCUAAAUAACCCCUUAGCAGCUGGCGGUGGUAAUUCUACUACUGCUUCCAGUCAAGAAACUGAAGAUGGCACUUCAAAGUCCGAUGAGAAGGGAGAAACUGAUGAGGAUGGCAAAGACUCUGAGAAAACUACAGACACUGUUAAUGCUACUGACUCUGGUGCUACUGCUGCUGCUACUACCACAGCUGGGUUAACUGCAAAUCAUUUGGCCUUCAGUCCUUUCCUACUGUCCACCAUGGCUCCAGGCCUGUUCUACCCAUCCAUGUUUCUACCUCCAGGGCUUGGAGGAUUGACACUGCCUGGUUUCCCAUCACUAGCUGGACUUCAGAGUGCUGUAAGCUCUAGUGAAGAAAAGGCCAUGGACAAAGGGGAAGUAGAGAGUCAGGAAGCCAGUGAUGUAGAAGAGACCCUGGACAAAACUGCAGACUCAUCCGUUUUGGAAGAUGAAACGGCACAUGGAGAAGAAAUGGACUCGUCCGUUGCAGGGGAUGAAAAUGAUAAGGACAACGAUGAAUAACGGUCUCAGUUACAGUGUUCUAAAAAAAAAUUUCAAGUGGUAGUCCUACUGUUUACACUCACAGUAAAUGUCCAUAACUAGUUUUUAUAAGCUGUUCUGUAAAAUAGUGUAGCAAAAAAAAGGAAAAAAAUCCAAGUCAUGUCACACGGAUGUGUCAAAAAGGUAUUUUUGGUCAUUAAGUAUUGUGCAGUGCAUUAUUUAUAAUUUCUCACAAAAUGUUUUUGGAGGACAAAUUUUGUUUUUUCUAAAGGAAAUUAACAUAAUGCGCUGCAGCGGUUUAUUUUUAUUAUUUUUUUUACCGUUGGUAUUAUGUCAGCAGCAACUCUUUUUGGAUUAAUGGUGCAAAUCGAAGGACAGGCUGCUUAAGGAAUUAUGAAGUUAUUUAUCUCUUUGGGGUUUUUUUGUCUUUUUUUUUUUUUUUUCUUUCUUUUUGCUGUGAAGGUCAAGAUGAAUUUCUUACAUAUCAUUACCUUUUUUGACUGUAUAUGAGGGUUCCACACACACAAAACGGUUUCAGACAAUCUCCAUGAUGUAGUGACGUCUCUGUCUUAGAGGCACAGCAAUACAAGGCAGCUGUUGAAUGUGAAAAGUAUCCGAUUUAUUUUCUUGGGGUUUUUUUGUUUUUCUUUUAACACACUCACUGCUAAAGUUGUUACAGGACAAAACUACAGUAAAGUCGUCUCAUGAAUUUUAUAAUGCACUGGUUUAAGCAUAAAAUUAAAAAUCAGGUACCUUUUUUUGUUUUUUCCUUCUUGUUUUUAAUUUAAAGGACUUUGUUACUUUAGCCACAAAGCUAAACAGCAUUACCUCAA